AUGGAAGGACUCAGCCUGCCGAAGAUGAUGAAAGCAGUGCAAUGGGAUUCGAAGAAAAGGGAGAUCCAAAUCAACCAGGUCCCCGUCCCCGAACCAGGUGAAAACCAAAUGCUCAUUCGAAUUGCUUCUGCAUCACUUUGCCAUAGCGAUUUGAUGGCCAUUAGGGAUGUUUUUGUUUCUGUUGAUAGACCGAAACCUGUAACAUUAGGACAUGAAGGAGCUGGAUAUGUCGAGAAGCUUCAUCCAAGCUCAAGUGGUAAAGGGUUUGAAAUUGGUGAUCCUGUUGGCUUCUUAUACAUCAUAGGCAGCUGCUUUGAAUGUGAUGGCUGUCAGGUCCAUAACAUGCAUUGCGAACGUUCAGAGGCCCAUACGCAGGGCUUCACUUUUGAUGGAUUCUUUGCCGAAUAUGCUCUUGUUGAUUGGCAUAACACCAUGAUACUGCCAAAGAAGAUUGACGUAAAGCUCGCUUCGCCUUUAUUUUGUGCAGGUUGCACAUCUUUUAAUUGCGUGGAAUCAUGCGAGUUGCAGCCUGGACAAUGGCUAACGAUAGUGGGCUGCGGAGGGCUAGGUCAGAUAGCUUGCCAGUACGCGAAGGCAAUGGGAUACAAUGUUAUAGGAAUAGAUAUUGAAGAUUCAAUUCUUGAAGUUGUUAAGAAAAUUGGAGCCGAUUAUGUGUUCAACUCAAGAACAGAUCAGGACUAUGUAAAAAAGAUCAAGGAUCUGACAAACGGAAAAGGUUCUGAUACUGUUGCCAUCUUUAGCGCAGCGACUUCUGCCUAUAAAUCAGCUCCGUCGCUUGUAAGGCUUGGUGGAAUCAUUCUCGUUGUCGGUCUUCCAGAUGCUGGCGUCACAUUUAAUGCAUUAGAUAUUGCUAUAGGAACUUUCAGAAUUCGUGGAGACAGUACUGGCGUUCCUACUAGAAUGCCUCGAGCUAUUGAUUUUACCGCGAAGCAUGGUAUCAAGCCUGAAACAGAGGUAUAUCAUUCACUUGAUGAUGUGCCUUCUAUGAUCCAGAAGAUGCAAAAUGGAAAGGCUACCAAAAAAAUGGUAGUAUCUUUAGCGUGA
Verruconis gallopava is the source of this 1065-nucleotide messenger RNA. RefSeq lists its product as uncharacterized. The transcript is spliced from 3 exons. The coding region runs from base 1 to 1065 and encodes 354 amino acids. The record is from RefSeq and is a predicted model, not a curated record. NCBI's taxonomy places the organism in Eukaryota, Fungi, Ascomycota, Dothideomycetes, Venturiales, Sympoventuriaceae. Gene Ontology annotation, molecular function: oxidoreductase activity.